AUGGAAAGCACAGGGAAAACAAAUAAAAAGGAUAUCCAAGAUGUGCCACAAAGGGAAGCCAAACUGCCCCUCAGUGAAGCGCUUCUAGACUACCACUGUCAAAUAAAGGAAAAUGCAGUAGAAAGACUCAUGUUUCAAAUAAAGAAGCUUAGGGAAAAGAACCAGAAGUAUCAUGAAAGGAAUGGGCGCUUAAAGGAGGAACAGAACUGGCACAUAAAGAACCUACUAAAGGAACUGAGUGAGGAUAAGUCAGAUGGAUUACCAGUUGUAACGAGAGAGGAUGUUGAAGAAGCAAUGAAAGAAAAAUGGAAGUUUGAAAGAGACCAGGAAAAAAACUUGAGAGAUAUGCGCACACAAAUAGGUAAUGCUGAGAAACUGUUUCUCGAGAAACUCAGUGAAAAGGAAUAUUGGGAAGAGUACAAGAAUGUAGGGAGUGAACAACAUGCUAAACUCAUUACAUCCUUGCAAAAUGACAUCAAUACAGUUAAAGAGAAUGCAGAGAAAAUGUCAGAACAGUAUAAAAUUACUCUGGAAGAUACUAGAAAGAAAAUAAUCAGAGAAACUUUGGUGCUACUGGACCAAAAGAAGGAAUGGGCUGCGCAGAAUGCUGUAAAGUUAAUUGAUAAAAACAGUUAUCGAGAGAUCUGGGAGAAUGACUGGCUGAAAAAAGAGAUUGCAAUUCACAGGAAGGAAGUUGAAGAAUUAGAAAAUAUUAUUCAAGAACUGGAAGAAGAAAAUUUGGUGCUUAUUGAUCAACUGUUCAACUGUAGACUUGUGGAUCUUAAAAUACCCAGGCGACUGUAUCUUACUCAAGCAACUGGGCAGGAAUUGCCACCUGAAGAAAAGUCUUUGGAAUUUGCAGAACCAUUUAUAGAAGAAAAGACAAAAAAGCAACCCACAGAAAGUAGAGACAUGUUGAGCUCAUCAUUUGGGAGUAGUCUUCUCCAUCUCAGUCAUGAAGAUGGUAUCAGAGAUGACCAGCAUCUAAAGAUAAGGGAAGAGGACACCUUAUGCACAGAGUUUGGAGAUUCUCAUGUGAAAUAUUUACUAUAUGAAGAUGAGCGGGAUUUCAAGGAUUUUGUAAACUUGGGCCCACUGUCCGUGAAGCUCAUGAGUGUGGAGAGCAAGAAAAUGUCUAUUCAUUUUCAAGAAAAGGAGAGUCCAGUCAAAUUCUUUGAAGAUGUCAGUUACCCAGAAAGCCGCAUCACUUAUAAGAUGAUGAAGUCUUUUCUCUAA
Molecule: messenger RNA, 1236 nt
Organism: Urocitellus parryii (Arctic ground squirrel)
Lineage: Eukaryota; Metazoa; Chordata; Mammalia; Rodentia; Sciuridae
Gene: Ccdc83
Product: coiled-coil domain containing 83
Source: RefSeq, a predicted model, not a curated record